GGACUUGCCAGCUAUGCCCGCAGUGGCAAAACAUCGCUGGCUGAUGCAGGUUUAUGCCCAGGAUGUCCUCAGCAGGCUGGAUGAAGUGAAGGCCUCCAUCACCUCACUCUUUGGCCAGGUACUGAAGAUGGACUCGACCAAAAAAAUUGUGAGGAAGCUGGCAGGUGAGGCCCGGUCCACAGCUGCUUGGGCCACCAACAUCGGAAAUGAACAUGGGCAUGUGAUCAUGUCCGUUCUCACAGCGAGUGAGGGAUGGGGCCUAAUGAAGAUGGCAGAGGGUCUUGUGAGGCGCUACAAAGACGCAGAGGUGCCACCUCCCGAGAUCCUAUAUGUGGACCGUGACUGCUGUGGGAACUCGCACCUAAAACAAAUCUUUGGAGCAUGGCCGAGAAUGAGGAUUCAGUUGGAUGUCUGGCAUUUUAUGAGGAGGUUUGCGACCGGGUGCACAACUGAUUCUCAUUCUCUAUACACCAGCUUCAUGGCCCAGCUAACCCGGUGCAUUUUCGUGUGGGAUGAGAGUGACAUGCAGCGACUCAAGGCAGCCAAGCGAGCAGAGCUGGAGGCAAGUCACAUGCGUCCCACAGAGGGAGAUGUGAUACGCCAUAUAAGCGAGGCAGAGAUGCAGCUUCAUUGUCGGAGGACCGUCCGGGAAAGCAGGGAGAUGGAAGCCAUGCUGAAGGAGUUGAUAGAGGCAUAUGAUGGAGAGAGAGGCUGCAACACGCUCGGUGUGCCUCUGAGCAACUCUGCAAGGAUGGCAGAAAUCUGGAAGGCCCAGUGUAAACAUAUCCCCUGCCUCCAGGACCCUCCAGGUUUCCAGCUGUACACACAGACUGGGACAGUGAAGAAGGGUGGUCAUGUGCUGCCAACUUUCCGGUGUGCCAGAGGUUCGACCUCACUGGAGAAUUUUCAUCUGCACAUGAACAGAUUCAUCCCAGGAACCCUCGCAAGUGACACCUUUUUCCAGGCAUAUCUGGUUGAUGGUCUUGCCAGGUGGAAUGAGGACAGGACCAUGACAGCAGAGGGGACAGCAGGGCCACACUCAUACAGUGGCCUACUUAGGCAUGCAGCCAACCAGCUGUCAGAGGAGGUGCUUGGGAGAAAACUGGUGGAGUACAAAGCCCCCCGGAAAUACACAGGAGAGCUUAUAGGUAUUGAAUACCUAUACAGCCAAAACAACAUUGCCAUGGAGGACUAUAAGUUGGCCCUGGCAACCCUUGAAACUGAGGACAUCACUGUGGCAGAGGGAGACUCUCUUUUGGAGCAAUUUGAUGUGGAGGAUCCAACUGUUACCACCCUGGACACAAUUUGGCCUCCACAACAGCCCACUCCAUCAGCUCCUGCAUCAAAUGCACCUCCAGCUGCAGUUAUAGCAGUCGCAGUUACAGCCACACCACCUGCACCUACUGCAACUGCGACUGCACUGCCUAGAGCACCACUCAGUGGACCUUCUGCUUCCUUCACUGUUGCCACUAUGCAGAGUGCAGCUGUAACCGUGUGCCCCCCAGUUUGUGAGGACAGUGGGAGACCUGCUGGAUCUAAUCCCAGCCUUGGUCCCCAGCUUCAAACCGACACUCCUCAAACCUCUCAGGAUGCGGAAAUGCUCUGCACUCAUCAAGCUCCCCAGCAAGAUGCUCCCAGUGUGGCAGAGGAACAGCCUUCAACAUCAUCAUGCUCCACCAGUCAUGAUGACUCUGUUGGACCAGACAACAUUGAGGGCUUCCAAGCUGUCCAGGACUUGACGGGACAAUUAUUCACAUUAAAAGACCACAGUCUUGCCCUGUCAAGAGAGGAGGCUGAGUGUUUGUCAGAGUAUGACAAAAAAAAACAGCCUACCCUCCACACUAUCAAGACACAAUCCCCAAAGGGAGAUUCAGGGCCACAAAAAAAAAUGUUGCACCUGGUGUGGAGAGCACAAAGCGAUGCUUUGCAGGAGGGAAAAGCCCAGCGCAGUGGCCUGACUGCAAUCGUGUGUGUGAGGCACUUUUUAUUCAACUUUGCGAGGAGUAUCGUGGACCCAGGCGCAUUGAUGGAGUCAGGAAAGAGCGUUGGAGCCUUGUCACCAAAGCAUAUCUUCACAUCCGCCAAGUCAUUCUAAAUAAUGCCAUGGUGAUGGAGAAGACCACCAUCCAGCUCCCGGUGAUGAAUACUGCAACCAUCGCUAGUUGGUACAAUAAACUUCAGAAAAAGCAGGAGAAGAGCAUGCUGGAGCAAGGCCUGUCUAUUCCAAAGAACACUAAUGUGAGCCCAGAGAGCUUGCCUCUCGCAGUUGUGAGGAAAGACAGACCCUGUGUCCCGACCAGCAGUGUGGCAAAUCCCCAAAUUGGCAAAUUGCACCACAACCUCUCCUGCUUGCACCGCAACCUCUCCUGCUUGCACCACAACCUCUCCUGCCUGCACCGCAAUCUCUUCUGUUUGCACCACAACCUCUGCUCCCUGUGGUUCUUACCAAACCGGCAGCUGAUGUGCCAUACACCACACAGCAGUACCAUAAAAAAAAGAUCCAGCAAGAGGAGAGUGGCAUUAAAAAGCGGAAGUACACUAAAAAGAGUGACACCAUCAUUUGCAAGCAGUGCAAGAGGGAGCGAGACCCUGCCACCCACCAGCAGUACUUCGGAAAUUGGUACUGCCAAGCCACAGCCACUACAACUCUGGCUGAGUGGAAGGCCUCAUUUGAAGCCCGGGGUUAUGGCAAAAGGAAAGAUACGCCACCGCAAUAAUUUUGUAUUUGUAUUGUAUUGUAUUUGUCUUCACUUAUCU
Molecule: messenger RNA, 2757 nt
Organism: Solea senegalensis (Senegalese sole)
Lineage: Eukaryota; Metazoa; Chordata; Actinopteri; Pleuronectiformes; Soleidae
Exons: 8
Coding region: 14-2095 (693 amino acids)
Source: RefSeq, a predicted model, not a curated record